UGUUUGAGGUGCAAAAGGCGUUCGAAUAUAGGCGUCGAGAAUAAUGAUUUCGCAUUGUCUGGUGGAAGUGGAGAAGAUAAGAUCAAACUCUGCUUUGAACAAGUGCUAUGGCACAACAAUCAGCCACCGAAACCGAAGUCGAAGUAUAAACCGAGAGGAGAAAAGCCACGAGGACCACGAGCAGAGCUGCCACGUAUCGAUCCUGAAUUCAAGGCAAUUGUCGAAGGUCUUGACGACUAUCAUCGUAUCGAUUGGCCCAACAACAAAGAUUUCUGCAAUGGCCUUAAGCAUUUGACCAAUCAGUACACAGAUAACGUCGUCACCAAUCUUGAAACGCAUGCUAACAAACACAUCACCCAGUACUUGGUACUGAAAGUGUUCGAAUUGAACUCAAACUUGGAAGAGGAUGGAGAGAAAUUUUUGCCAAGUGACAUCGAAAAUGUUGUCAAGUUGAUCAUCAAGCAAAAAGAUAUCAAAGUGCCAAGUCGCGAUCCAAACAAACUUGUACGGUGUGAGGUGUUGUAUGAUAUCGUGAGAGAUUGCAAUGUGUUCCCAGAAAUCGAUCUGCAUGACCUUACAACUGACCCAAAACAUUGGUAUAAGGCCAUGCCAAUGUACCUAUCUAUGCAGCGCGAGAUAGAAGAGUACAAUUCGGAGUGGCCACAUCAGCGCCGACCCAAACAUAAGAAAAGAAAGCGAAAAAAGACAAAAGGAAAAUGGAAACGCAAGCGCAGCCAAAUGCUCGACAACCCAGAUUUUCGGCCAUUCAUCCGAAAUUUAGUAGUGGUGCCGAUGUGUGAUUUCCGGCGUACGCACUUCAGAAUCGAUUGUUCAUCCAUGCACCAGGUGUUGUCUUCGCAAAAAUUGCUACCGAAAGUGGAAAUCGAGAAUAAAAAAGGAACAACAAGCACGAAAACGAUUCAACAAAAGGAUUUCAAUCAUUCGAGAGAUUAUUGGUGGAAUCAGUAUUUUUACAUGCGAAAAAUUCGACGAUUCGUACGUGCCAAAAAGCAGUUUGUCUUUUCCAUAAACACCGAUGGAAUCUCUGUGUCUCUCCAGUACUCGGCCAAAAAGAAGACAGACAACAAAGAAAUCGACCAAAAAUCUCGCAUCAUUCAGAAGAUUGAGGAUGGCACAAUCAAAAAUUAUUCGGGCGUUGAUUCAGGUGUGCGAAGUUGGAAUACCACAACAACACACGACAUUGAAACUGGCAAAGAAACCAACUUUGUAAUGUCGAGCAAGCAAUUCCACUGGCAAACAGGUCAAAAGGUGCGAAAUGCCAAAGCAAAGCGAUGGACCAAAAAUUUCGUCGAAAUGGAGCGCGCAGACAGAGAAAAUCGUGAUCUGUAUCCAGUGAUGCCGUCGCCAAAAGGGUCAAUGUGGCUGAACUACAUCAAACAUCGAGUCAAGAUGAUGAAGCAUGGAAUCUGCGCUUACUCGACUGCCAAAUACACUCGACUCGCCUUGGACAAACACAUCAAGAGCAGUAGUGUUGUCGACGAAUGGGUGAAUAAGGUGACCGAUAAGAAACCGACUCUGUUCUUUUUUGGUGCUGAUGGCGAAAUACCACCUGAUAGCCCAAUAAGUAUCAAGAAGCACGUGCGCUGCCCAGGGGUGCGUAAGACUUUGAGGUCAAUAAAAAAGCGCCGAGAUUGUUUCAUACAAUUGGUGGACGAAUGGGGAACAUCUCAAACCGACGCAAGAUGUAUGAAUCGAUUCCAAAACCAGAACAAAGCGGCCAGAUUCAAGAAAUGCCGAUGUGUACCCGACGCCAGAACAUUGCUGCCAACGAAAAUUGUGUCAAAGUUGGGCAAAACGGAUCUAUCGAUCUACCGACAGUUGCAACGCGCCAUGAACGAAGAAGCAUUGGUAGGAGACGAGCGUUUAUUCCCAAAAGUAAAAUGUUACUACAAAAACUGGCGAUUAAACCUCGAAUGCUCUGUGAUUUGGCAUCGUGACGUCGUGGCUGCUAAGAACAUUCUACUGAAAGGACUAUGGACAUUACUGGGACUUCCGAUACCGGAGGCGAUCAAUAGGUAUUGGCGCGAAGCUGCUGAAGCAGCCGCUGCUGUUGCCGCUGCUGCUGUCGCCAUCGUGGAUAAUGAUGUAGAAAUGUUCGAGUACGACCAGCAGCCAGCUGAUCAUGCUGUCUAAUCAGCACAUUGCAAACAAAAAAAAAACAAAUGUAACAUUAGUUAUUAAAGGCUAUCCCGAUCAUGUGGGAUAGUUGCGUUGAAGCAAGUUGACUCCCCAUCUGGUUGAUGUUAACUGCGCAGGAGUACUCUAGUGGGUCGUUUAGGUAAGCAUUAUUCGAUUUUGCAAAGAGUUUUUUUUUCUUCUGGAAGUGUUGU
This is a messenger RNA of Sitodiplosis mosellana (orange wheat blossom midge), 2351 nucleotides long. RefSeq lists its product as uncharacterized. The record is from RefSeq and is a predicted model, not a curated record. Lineage: Eukaryota; Metazoa; Arthropoda; Insecta; Diptera; Cecidomyiidae. Bases 607 to 2154 code for a protein of 515 amino acids. The transcript has 3 exons.